UAAUUGUUUUCGAUCCAUCCGCCCACAAACACACACACAUAAUAAUCGUAUUUAUAAAAAUCUUGUAAUCAUGUGAAUCGACAACAACAACAACAACAACAUAAUAAUCAUAAUCAUCUAAAUAUACACUAAAUCUAUAGAGAUCGCACACUCGAAUCUUUCUUUACAUUAUAUUAUUUCUAACCUGAGCUUUUUUUUGUUUGCUUGUUUGUUUGUGUGUGUGUUUGAUAUAUCAAAUCAUUUCAUAUCAAAUAUAUUGCAUCAAUUUUUUUUUUUGUUUUUGGAACACUACUUAUAUUUUUUUGUCAGUAAACUUCCGGAACUUUUUUUUGAGGAUUCCAAAAACCAAUCAACAAUUAUUUGAAGAAAAAAAAAUGGCAGCAUUUAUUGCAAAACAAAUGAUGGGAAAUCAGCUUUCAGCUGUUAAAGAGAUUAGCGUCGGUGACAAUCUCAGUGCUGAAGAAAAAGAAAGACUUGCACAAUUAGAACAGGAAAGAUUGGAAGCUUUAAAAGAACAAGAAGAACGACGAAAAGAAAAACAUAGAAAAAUGGAAGAGGAAAGAGAAAAAGUACGAAAAGGAAUUCGUGAUAAGUAUCAAAUCAAAAAGAGAGAAAAUCAAUCAAGCAUUGAUCAAAGUGAUGAUAUGAAAAAUCGACAAUCAAUCGAUGGUGCUGAUCCAACAAUGAUCAAUGGCCAAGAUGAUGAUGAUGAUGAUGAAUUUACUAAACUAAAAAAUACUAUUGAACAACGUAUCAAUGAUAUUCGUACAACAAUUGAAUCAAGAUGUUUAAUUAUGUAAGAAAAUCAAUCAAUCAAACAAACAAACAACAACAACAAUAACAAUUUUCUAAUGGUGCUCGUCAUCAUCAUCAUAUCAAAUUAAAUUAAAUUAAACGAAAAUUAUACCGAUUGUUUCCACCAUUAUCAUCAUUAUCAUUUUUUUUCAAUUAAAUUAUCGAUUCAAUCAUUUAUCGUAAAUUUUUUUUUUCUUCACAUUUUUUGUUUCCCAAUUCAAUUUCCAAUGAGCUUUUUCUUCCUUUUUCACCCAAAAUUGAUAUAUAUAAUUUAUAUCAUUUUUUUUUCUAUAUCAUACACUCACUCACUCACACAAUCGCACAUAAUCAAUAUAAUUGGCACACAAUUAUCAUUCAAUUUUCAAAAUAAAUUGAAUUAUUCAAUCAAAAAACAAAUAAAACAAAAAAAACAAACCAUACACCCACAUAUCAUUUAUAGACGGAGAAAAAAAAUUCCAUGUUUUUCUAUCCUGAUACAACAUUGCUU
Dermatophagoides pteronyssinus (European house dust mite) is the source of this 1282-nucleotide messenger RNA. RefSeq names its product complexin-like. NCBI's taxonomy places the organism in Eukaryota, Metazoa, Arthropoda, Arachnida, Sarcoptiformes, Pyroglyphidae. Gene Ontology annotation, cellular component: SNARE complex; terminal bouton. Gene Ontology annotation, biological process: neurotransmitter transport; regulation of neurotransmitter secretion; synaptic vesicle exocytosis. The record is from RefSeq and is a predicted model, not a curated record. Gene Ontology annotation, molecular function: syntaxin binding.